AUGGCCAAGGAAAAGUCUGAAGAGACUGUGAAGGCUUUUAUUUCUGAGGACCCGAACUCGAGGUACACCUUCGACAGCGAGCGGGACGCGCAGCAGUCUGAGCUUUGUCGAGAAGGGGACAAGCUGAGUCGAAAGUGCAUCAUGAUUCAGAUGCACUCGACUCGACUUUUCCAAGCCAUGCAGGAGCAAGGAUUCUUUUGUGCAUUGCCAAUGGACCCUAGCAGAACGCACAUGGAUUGCAAGCGUAUACCCAAGUCAUGA
This is a messenger RNA of Phanerochaete carnosa HHB-10118-sp, 261 nucleotides long. RefSeq lists its product as uncharacterized. The record is from RefSeq and is a predicted model, not a curated record. Bases 1 to 261 code for a protein of 86 amino acids. The transcript is spliced from 4 exons. NCBI's taxonomy places the organism in Eukaryota, Fungi, Basidiomycota, Agaricomycetes, Polyporales, Phanerochaetaceae.